AUGGCAGAAGAUAAAGUUUGUUUACCAUCAAGUUCAAUUGAGAAACAUAUGGAGACAAUUUCGUCGGAUUUAGCUAAUGAACAAUUUAAUGAGUUGAAUCACAUCAAAACUCACAAAGUCGGUAUCAUUAUGAAUGGCGUAACUGGACGUAUGGGUACGAAUCAGCACUUAAUUCGCUCCAUUAUGGCGAUCAUCGCUCAAGGUGGCGUAAAGAUUAAGGAACAUGAAACGAUUAUGCCAGUUCCUGUUUUAGUUGGUCGCAAUAAAGAUAAGUUGGAGAAAUUGGCUGCUCAGAUUGGUGUCAGACAAUGGACUACUAAUUUAGAUGAAGCACUGAUGGAUACACGAAAUAUCAUUUAUUUCGAUUCUCAACUUACAAAAUUGCGUGUUCCAGCAAUGAAAAAAGCGAUUGCGGCGGGCAAACAUGUGUACUGUGAAAAGCCAGUUGCAGAAACAGUUGAAGAUGCCUAUGAGCUUUAUAAAUUAGCACAAGAAGCAGGAAUCAAGCAUGGUGUUGUGCAGGAUAAACUGUGGCUACCAGGACUUCAGAAGUUGAAGCUGUUGAAGGACAAUAAUUUUUUUGGCCGCAUUCUUUCGGUACGUGGCGAGUUCGGCUAUUGGGUAUUUACUGGAGAAGAUGGAACACUGCCCCAGCGUCCUUCAUGGAAUUAUCGGAAGGAAGACGGCGGAGGUAUUAUUCUCGAUAUGUUAUGUCAUUGGCGCUAUGUGUUGGAUAAUCUAUUUGGGGAAGUUAAAGCCGUUUCGUGCCUUGGUGCAACUCAUAUCAAACAACGUAGGGAUGAAAAUGGAAAACCUUACACAUGUACAGCAGAUGACUCAGCUUAUGCUACUUUUCAACUAGCUGAUGACAUCAUAGCACAUUUCAAUUCAUCGUGGUCUGUCCGAGUCAGACGCGAUGACUUGUUAACCCUAUGGGUUGAUGGCACUCACGGUUCUGCUGUAGCUGGGUUGCAUAACUGCUAUAUUCAACCUUUUGACGCAACGCCACGUCCAGUCUGGAAUCCUGAUGUUAACAGUCCUAUUGACUUCAGAGAGCAAUGGAUAAGUGUACCUGACAAUCAAGUGUAUGAUAAUGCAUUUAAAACUCAAUGGGAAUUAUUCCUGCGCCAUGUAGUGAAAGAUGAACCUUUCCCCUGGGAUUUACGUGCCGGAGCCAAAGGUGUCCAACUGGCUCAAAAAGGUUUAGAAUCAUGGCAAAAACGCUGCUGGGUAGAUAUUCAAGACCUUCCUGUUUUAUAG
This is a messenger RNA of Rotaria sordida, 1260 nucleotides long. NCBI's taxonomy places the organism in Eukaryota, Metazoa, Rotifera, Eurotatoria, Philodinida, Philodinidae. The record is from the annotation of a GenBank genome assembly.